Messenger RNA from Ostrea edulis (European flat oyster), 3634 nucleotides. RefSeq names its product vesicular glutamate transporter 1-like. Gene Ontology annotation, cellular component: synaptic vesicle membrane; excitatory synapse. Gene Ontology annotation, molecular function: neurotransmitter transmembrane transporter activity; L-glutamate transmembrane transporter activity. NCBI's taxonomy places the organism in Eukaryota, Metazoa, Mollusca, Bivalvia, Ostreida, Ostreidae. Gene Ontology annotation, biological process: regulation of synapse structure or activity; transmembrane transport; neurotransmitter loading into synaptic vesicle. The coding region runs from base 556 to 2442 and encodes 628 amino acids. The transcript is spliced from 12 exons. The record is from RefSeq and is a predicted model, not a curated record.
UCAUCACUCUACGAGAGUCUCUUUGGGAUAUUGGCUGUUGAAUUAAUUAUGAUGCUGCCAAACGCCAUUGUAAAGAUGAUUCCGUCGUUUUCGCCAUUCAAAAGAAAAAUAUAUUGAGUUAGCAUUAGAUCGACGAUCUCUGUCCGAUGACUGCAGGGACCCAAUAGAGCACUGCCUAUAUUGUGUCAUAUUUGGUGAAUUGAGUCAUUAUGCGGUGGACUUAAUAUUCUUUCGCAAAUUCAGUUAUGCUUCCUGAACUUUUUCUUUUGCAUCCAGAGUUAAAUGAGAAAAGGAGAUUGAAUACGUGUUAACACUAGGAAUUUUAAGUGUGGUCUUCUGGCUAAAGUUUAAUCUGAUUUUUCCCAAUAAUUGUUGCUGAGUCCUCUGGUGCAAUGCCAAAGCUUCGGUGAAUUUUACACUAGCAAAGCAUAAUGCUGGAACACGAUCUUUUGCAAUCAAAGUAGCGGGAUCACUUUUCUUCAUAUGAUUAUUUUAUAUCCGUAUUUGCUGGUGUGUUCAGAAAUUUCGAAUUAAAUUUCUGUUUUUUUUGGAAUAAUGAAUAAGUUGGACGGUCUGAUAGAAGUUUUAAGACUUCGCGAUAUAAGAGUAUUCAAGAAAGAUUCUGACGAGAAAUCUUUCAUUAAUUAUGAUGAGCUGGAUGAAGCGUACUCGGAGGAAGAGGAUAAAAAGUCCCGUUUCCUUGGAUACUGCCCAUCAUGUUCCUGCUGCCGGUGUAUCGCGCAGCGCUACCUGGUGGCGUUACUUAGCAGCAUUGGAUUUCUCAUCUCCUUCGGGAUUCGCUGUAACAUGGGUGUGGCUAUUGUAACCAUGACAAAAAAUGAUACAAAUGGCGAAGAAAACCACGCUCCCACUAACAUCCUCAUGAAAGAUGGAAAUGUUACCGCAGUUAAUAAAACGAUUCAUCCUUUACUACAACUGCCCCAGUUCUUAUGGACCCCAGAGACUAUUGGUAUAGUGGACAGCUCGUUUUUCUGGGGGUAUAUCGUGACCCAGAUACCUGGAGGAUAUUUAGCAUCCAGAGUUCCUGCCAACCGAAUAUUUGGAUUAGCCAUAGGAAUUUCAUCUUUUUUGAACAUCCUUGUGCCGGGGGCUGCUCAAGUUCACUACGGUCUGGUAAUGGCCGUCCGUAUUCUACAGGGACUAGUUGAGGGAGUGACUUAUCCUGCAUGUCACGGCAUAUGGCGACACUGGGCCCCGCCCCUGGAACGGUCAAGAUUGGCUACCAUUUCCUUUUGUGGAUCUUACGCGGGUGCUGUCUUGGGGAUGCCGCUCUCUGGAAUCCUGACUAAAAACCUGGGUUGGCAGUCCGGAUUCUACGUAUUUGGUAUUCUUGGUAUGAUUUGGUGUAUAUUCUGGAUGAUAUUUUCCUUUGAAAAACCGUCAACAAAUCCUCAUAUCACACAGGAGGAGCGCAUUUAUAUAGAGACCUCUAUCGCCGAAUCUGGUUGUCUGGUGGACAAGGACAUGAAGACCCCAUGGUUAAAGUUCUUUUCAUCCAUGCCGGUAUAUGCUAUAAUAGUGGCCAAUUUCUGUCGGAGCUGGACCUUUUACCUUCUGAUCAUUUCCCAACCAAUGUACUUUACAGAGGUGUUCCAUUUUGAUGUAUCAAAGAGCGGAAUCUUAGCUGCCCUUCCACAUCUUGUUAUGGCAAUCAUUGUACCCAUCGGUGGAUUCGCGGCAGACAAACUUCGACAGCGCCUCUUGACAACUACGCAUGUCAGGAAAAUAUUUAACUGUGGAGGGUUUGGUCUAGAAGCAUGCUUUCUGCUUGGUGUUGCAAUCACGAGAAACACGACUACGGCUAUCGUGUGUCUGACCCUAGCCGUUGGAUCUAGUGGUUUUGCCAUCUCAGGUUUCAAUGUCAAUCACCUUGACAUCGCUCCACGCUUUGCCAGUAUUCUGAUGGGGCUCUCUAAUGGUGUCGGUACUCUCUCCGGUAUGCUGUGUCCGGUCGUUACGGAACUCCUGACCAAAAAAGGGACUGCUGAUGAAUGGCAAAACGUCUUCAUCAUCGCAAGCGUGGUGCAUUUUCUCGGCAUCAUCUUCUAUGGCAUCUUCGCUUCCGGCGAAAAGCAGGCAUGGGCGGAACCACCGGAGGAAGACAAGUGGCGCCCUGAAGACACACUUAAAGCAGAUGGUUCUGGAAAACUGUUUUCGUAUGGUGCUUUCCAUGGAAAUGACAGCAACCAAGUAGAUGACAAAAUGAACGGAGGGGUUAUAUCAAACGGACAUGUAGGACGCAGCAACGUGGAGAGUGGGGAAUAUGGCGGAUUUGACAAAAGUGAAGAAUACUAUAACAACGGAUAUGGAGGGGAUUAUGGGAAGAGAAUGUCAUUCGACGCACCAUUAUAUAGUACUAAAGAGGAACUUGUACAAGUGCAGUCAAAAGAUAGUUAUUUAAAUGACAAAAGAGAAUUAUAAUAUUUGUGAUAAUAUAAGGUAAAACUUGAAAUUAGAAUCAUGAAAUCAUCGCACGACAACGACCUCGUCGCUAUUGAAAAGUUCAUCUCCUAGUUCUUUACAGUUUUUCGAUAUUGUUCCAGCAGAGAGUAGAUUUUCAUUACCUUCAUGUUGUGACUAUUCUACCAAAUAUUAAACUGAUAGUGACUACAAGUAAUAGGCAGGUAGUUCACUACAAUGAUGUCCCUGUAAUUAGUUAAUGAUGUCCCUGUAAUUAGUUAAUGAUGUCCCUGUAAUCAGUUAAUGAUGUCCCUGUAAUGGAAGCAAAAAUGAAAACUGCAACUACCAUACCCUUACAUUUAAAAUUAGAAACAUGCAAAACAAGACGAACAAUAUUAUGUCAAGUGUUCAUUCCACAAUAAUGGGGUUUUUGUGUCUUUAUUUGCGAUGUCCUUUCUUUUACGAGUGACAUGUUUAGUUCCAGUUUGCAAUAAACUCUUGAAUAAUCACAUUUACCAUAAGGAAUGUACAACGUGGACCCUAUUUGUGUCUUUAUUUGCAUUAUGCAUCCAUUUACAAGCGAUAUGUUUUGUUCUAAGCUGCAAUAAACUCUUAAUCAGUCGCAUUUACCAUAUGCAUAAGGAAUGCAGGUAUACAACUCUACUAUAAUCUUAUUCACUUACUUGUAUAGUGUUGUUACAUGUACAUCAGAUGACGAAUCAUUAUAAGAUAGGUUAACUUUCUUACCAUUUUGAUGCACUUUAGUAUCCUAGAAAUCUAAACAAUAUAUGAAAUUAGUUGGAUCUCUUCGUAUCGUCAAUUGUAUACAUUUUAAAAUAGAAUUAUAGAUUCCCUUCGAUCUGAGAGAACGUCCUCUCCGUAUUCAUGAAUAUCACGAGUUGGAAUUCAAGCAAAAGUAAAAUGGAAAUGAGAUUAAACUGAUAAAAUGGACGAGACUGAUAAAACAAAGAAACCGUAGGUAAGGAUAAAUAAAGCUUAAGAAAAUAUCACUUAGCGUUCAGCAGCAAUGAAUUUUAGAAUGUCGUUUAUGACGAUAUAUGUAGUGUGCUAGAGUUUAUUUUUAUAUAAUAAACUUCUCAGUAGAGAAACCUGUUAGACAUUCGUUAAUUUUUGUUAAUUGGUUAAUAUUUGUUAACAUAUUGUAGAAUGUGUGAUUAUGCAAACGUAUACAGUAAACUUUUGUUCAAUGCAA